Messenger RNA from Cuscuta campestris, 2641 nucleotides. The record is from the annotation of a GenBank genome assembly. Lineage: Eukaryota; Viridiplantae; Streptophyta; Magnoliopsida; Solanales; Convolvulaceae.
CCUGAAAUGAACAAAGCCUGAAAAUCAGAGAAACAUAUUUCAUUACUUCAAAAUCAUCAUAUGCCAUAAAAUAUUUACUCACACCAGCACGAAAUUUAGGCGUUUGAGGCAUUGAAAGAAACCAAAUCGCCAUGGCUGCUUCAACGGUGGUUAAUUCCGACCAAACACACUUCCCUCACCUUCCUAAUCCUUCCUUGAUAUUUUAUCCCAAAUAUAUCACACAAGGUCCACAAAUCGGCCCAACCAAACACCAUGUCAAAUACCACUCAAAACAUGACCCAUGAAGAACUUGUGGCUUCAAAUGCAGCCCUGCAAGCUCAAGUUGAUUAUCUAGCCAAGCAAAUAGCCCAGCUCACUAAACAAAAGCUAGCUAUGUUGCAAUCCAGUGAUGAUGAAGAAGACGCUAGUUCAAGUGCCACCAUCAGAACUAAAGCUCAAGAUAAGUCCGGUUCUGAUUUCAAACUGGAUAUUCCCAUCUUUGAAGGAAAGAAUGAUCCGGAUGAGUUCCUUGAAUUGCUGGAAACAGUGGAAAGAGUAUUUGAUUUCAAAGAAGUAUCCGACGAGAAAAAGGUCAAGCUUGUAGCCUUGAAGUUUCGGAAAUAUGCAUCUACCUGGUGGUCCAACAUCAAAACCAAGAGGAGUCGAGAUAAGAAACCCCCGGUUGAUACCUGGCAAAAGAUGAAGACUCUCUUGAAAAAGAAGUUCCUACCUACUGAGUACGUACGCGAGAAUUUUGCUAGGCUUCAAACGCUUAGACAAGGUUCAAAAUCUGUUGAGGAUUACACCAGAGAAUUUGAAGAACUCUUGCUAAGGUGCAAUCUGCAGGAGAAUGAAGAACAAACCUUCGUAAGAUCUCUUGCUGCACAACUGCGGGACAAGCUGGAGGUCACAUAUGAAGGUACGGACCAAGUUCGGGAAGCCAAAAUUGACUUCCUAACGCAGGAGUACGAGAUGUUCAGGAUGAAGGAAGGCAAAAAGAUCGAUGACAUGUUCGAUCGGUUCUCAAAAAUCAUCAACAACCUUCACGCUCUCAAGAAGACGUACGCCAACAAGGAUCUCGUGAGGAAAAUCCCGCGGAGCCUCACACCCGAAUGGAGAUCAAAGGCUGACGCAAUCUACGAAUCCAUCAGAGUCUCCAAUGUCACCAUCGACGGGCUAAGAGGUAACCUCAAAACUUAUGAAUCCACUAUUCUAACCCCGUCUCUGGAUGAACAAAAGAAGAAGGGAAUAGCGCUGAUAGCAACCAAGGAGACCGUGGAAGUAGACUCAAGCGAUGAUGACAACGAGUUCGGACUCGUCAUCAAGAAAUUCCACAAAUUUAUGAAGAAGGAAUUUGAGCGCAAAGGAAGAAAGCACGACGGUCCCCCGAAGUGCUAUGGCUAUGGCGAGAUAGGCCACAUCAAGCCGAGGUGUCCAAAAGGCAAAAGCGGCAAGGACAAACCUGGCUUCAAAAAGCAACGAGCCUAUAUCUCAUGGGGUGGCGACUCCGGCGACGAGUCAACUGAUCAAGAAGAGGAGGAAGCCGCCAACCUCUGCCUCAUGGCGCACGAAGAUCAAACCGACGACGUUCAAGAGGUAUGUACCAUUUCUUCCGACUCUUAUACUUUUGAAGAAAUGCAAGAAGCACUUCAUGAGCUCUAUGACGAAUUUGUUAGCGCUUCUAAAACCAAUAAAUCAUUAAAGAAACGUCUUUCAACCCUUGAAAAUGAUUUUGAAAAGCUGGAAAAAGAUAAUGAAAGGGUGAAACAAGAAAACAAAUUUUAUGGCAAAAGAAGCGCUGACAAACCAGAAAGUUCUUCAAGUGAAUAUUCAUUGGAGAGAAUACACGUUGAUGACGAUGAAGAGAACACGGGUAUAUACAUCAACACGCAGCCACAAACUGGAGAGAUACCUCAAGAGACCAACCAAGGUGACGAAGAAAAUCCGGAGGAAGAAGAAGAACAAGAAGAACACGAAGAAGAAGCAACCGAGCUUCCCAUAGCAUGGAGAACAAACAAAAACCAUCCGCUUGACCAGGGGUACCACGACCUCGACAAUCAACUCAAAGAGUCGGGUUUGUGGCCGUUCGUCUCCAGAAGCCGUCAGUCCUACAAUCCCGCCUACGUCCGGGCUUUCUACUCCAAUCUCCGCCGGGACGGAGACACCAUUCGCAGUAACAUCAAUCUCUAUGACAUAGAGAUUGAUUUGGCUACCUUCGCUCGGGUCGCAGGGCUGCCCACUCGCGGUGACGACAUCUCAACCUAUGGCGGCGAUGAUUGGAUCCUAAACAACGAGGCGGUGGUCAUCCGAGAGCUUGGAAUCACCAACCUCGUCCGUCAUAGCGGCGCACCAACCAUUCACUCAGCCCCACCGGAGAAGCGUCUUCUACUCUACAUCCUCACCUGGAUUCUUCGCCCCCGGGACGGUAGCCACACGUGUCUCUUCAACGAGGAUCUCAAGGCCGUUCAUGCUAUCACCCAUGGNGCAUCAGAAUGAGCACCACCUUGUUUGAGAAUAAGCACCACCUUAAUUCAGAAUGAACACUGCACUGAGCAGACUGUGAAUGAGUACUAGGUUCUUUCAGAAUGAGUACUACGUUUAUAAUGAACAAAUGUGUGAAAAUCAACCCUACAAUGUCUUAGAAUGAACACUACGUGGAUUC